AUGUCAUUUAGCAUAUUGGUUAGAAAGGCCUUUAACACCAUUUCACCUUUCACUUUUCAAUGUAGUCAGCAGCCAAAUUCAAUGUCUUACGCUACUCUCAACCAAGUAAUCCGUGGUAUGCGUAAGACGAAACGUAAGAUAUCAAAGUCACCAGCUUUAGAAGGAUGUUAUCAAAAAAAGGGAGUCUGUAGUAAAGUUUACACAACCAAACCAAAGAAGCCUAAUUCUGCAGUACGAAAAGUUGCUCGAGUUAAAUUAUCCACCGGUAAACUUAUCACCGCUUACAUACCCGGUGAAGGACAUAACUUGAGUGAACAUAGCAAUGUUCUGGUACGGGGUGGUCGAGUCAAAGAUUUACCAGGAGUUAGAUAUCACCUCAUAAGAGGCGCUUUAGAUUUUUCAGGAGUUCCGAAUCGGUCAACUUCUC
Dentiscutata erythropus is the source of this 427-nucleotide messenger RNA. NCBI's taxonomy places the organism in Eukaryota, Fungi, Glomeromycota, Glomeromycetes, Diversisporales, Gigasporaceae. The record is from the annotation of a GenBank genome assembly.